Molecule: messenger RNA, 36397 nt
Organism: Artibeus jamaicensis (Jamaican fruit-eating bat)
Lineage: Eukaryota; Metazoa; Chordata; Mammalia; Chiroptera; Phyllostomidae
Gene: ZBTB20
Product: zinc finger and BTB domain containing 20
Exons: 6
Coding region: 11786-14011 (741 amino acids)
Biological process (GO): regulation of transcription by RNA polymerase II
Molecular function (GO): protein binding; DNA-binding transcription factor activity, RNA polymerase II-specific; RNA polymerase II cis-regulatory region sequence-specific DNA binding
Source: RefSeq, a predicted model, not a curated record
AUUAGUAAUUUAAUGCAGUGGUGAAAUGUUAAAAUAUGUACCAAUUAAUAUGCACUAUGUCUAAUAGAGAACAAAUAUCAAGCUAGCUAAAUCCUUAACCUAGAACAAACUUACCAGUCAGACCCAUGUUUUCUUUUCUUUUUCAUGAAAUAUGUUCUUUCUGUGGAUACAAUUAAAAGUACUAAUCCACAUGUUUUGCAGUUGGUUAUAUCUUAGAAGUAUAAGAAUUCAGAUUUUUACUAAAAACAAAAAGUCCUUUCCACAUAAUCCUAUAGAAAGGAGUGUGUAGGAAUUGGUGGGAGAACGAAAACAGGAAAAAAUUAUCUUGAAAAUAUCUACAAACUCCUGGAUAUUUAGGUCUGAAAGAAAAAGAACCUUGUAACGUACCUUUUCACAUUUUGUCCUAUUCUUGUAGUGCUGUGAUGUGGCACUUAAUGCUCUAGGGGACCCAUGGCAAGUGUUACAAAUGCAACCAAAAGUCUCAUGAAAAUGAGCCUCUAAUGGUGUGUGAGCUGGUCUGCAAUGGCCUCAGGAAAUCCCCCCAGCUAUUCCCAUCCUUUUUUAUCCACUACAUUUUCUGACUCUAAGGGAAACUUCACUUCACCUCCUUGACCAGAAUUGAGCAGACAUUGAUGUGGGAACUCAGUGCUUUAUUUAUUCAUUUAUUAGUCUUCAUCAGUUGUAUUCCACCAGAACAAAAGAAUAUAUAUAUUCUUUGCAUUAAUUUAAAUUUAAGGAUGUGCAAAUAUGUGUUUGUGGGAAAUGCAUAUUUAUGUCUAUGUAAUUUUAUGGGUAGCUUGCUUUAAUUUAAAAUAUUUUCCAUCAAAUCUGUAUUAUUACUUAGAGCCUCACCAUCACUUCUGCUUGACAUAUUAGCUGAAUUUCUCAAAAUGUUGCAUGUAAAGUGAGCUUUUUAAAAGAGAAUCAUGUUUUUCUAUUCACUUCUAUAAUUAGUCAGGUUAAGUGUCACAUGGGAAAAAAAUAAGUGGCCCAAUGCAUAAUUUAAAAAAAAAUUAAGAACCGCAACUUCACCUCAGUGAUAAUGAUGCAUUUAUCUAUGGGCACUUUAUGUGCCUUAAUUGCCCCCAAGAAAUGCCAGUAAGAAGUGCAUCCAAUUAAACAGCAGGUAUUUUGGAAGCAAAUGCUAUGUGUAAACCACUGUACUGGAGGCAAAGGGAAAUGUAGAGAAAUAUAAGUCCGGGAUUAUCCUCAGGGAGCAUAUAGUCUAGUUAAGAAUAGUACAAGACAGAAAAGGUAGGACUGUCUACAACAAUUGAAAGUUUAAGUAACAGUUCAAGAUAUUCAUUAUUUGAAAAAUAACCAAAUAAAAAAAUAAAAAUAAAAGAUAUUCAGGCAUGGUCUUUGCACAGUUAAUGACUAAUUUUAAAAUAUACCACAUGGUUAAUUGCCCUUUCAUUGGAAGGACUCACUGAUUGGGUACCAUAUAUACGCACAGCUACUUUAAAAGCAACAAUGCUUGAGAACAUCAUCGGAACUCGACUCAUAUCUGUUUAAACACAAUUUGGGCAAUUCAAGCAAUAAUAAUUUUUAUUGUGGUACAAUACAUGUUCCUUUUCUUUUAAAUGUUGAACAUCCGGUAGCCUCACUACAGAUUUUUGUUCAGGAAUAUUUGUCGAGCAAUUAGACAUUUCUAAGUAGAUGUUUGAUGUUAUGCUGCCCAGGAAUGGCCUUUGAAGACAUUUUCACUCCUGGACACCCAGCCUUGGGUGCCAUGAUUCCUUCCAUUUUGUAAUACUGAAUUACAAGUUUUUACUUGGGGAAUAUAUUUAAAGCAGAGUUGUCCAGAGCAACACCAUAAUAAGUUCUGCAGCAGUCUUAUUUAAUGUAUAUCUGAUGAGAAUCAACUCAGAGAUCAUAUAGGGACUUAAUCUUUAGUUUUACCACUUUAGUUAUAACCUGUCAGGGAGAUUAGGGUAAAUUCAAGGGAAAACCGUAGAAGUUUGUACAGCUUAAAGGUUUAAAAAUAUUCUGGCUACCAUACCCAAUAUUCCUAUACAUACCUUUACUCUUCUGAUGAAGUGUAAAUAAAAAUAACAUCAAUAAUGCCAAGCAAAUGGAAUCAUUAGCUUACAAAGCGUUUUGGAUACAUCGUUCCCUAUUGAUCCUCAACUUGUGAUGUUAACAGCUUGUGAGAUGGUAAGGCAAAUACUACCCACAUUUUACCAAUGAAAAAUAUAUGAAGUUUAAAAGGACAGGUGAGUUGCUUAUGACAGAGAACUCUUAAAAGGUGCAUCUGCUUGUCCUGUCGCACACGCUGUGGCUGCUCAGAGGAGGCAGCACCGCACACGGAACCUUUGCCACACCACAGCUGUACUGGAGGGCACAGAGGGGAAGCCAAGAUGGAAGGAAACCUGUAGGCUCUAGUCUUCAGAGGACAGAAGAGCCCUCAGGCCAAAAGGCAUACCUGCUAUGAUUUCAUACAAGACCGAAAAGGUUUAGUUAGCUAUCUUUUAUGGAGUGUUUCUUCCCACUUAUACAGUGUCAUUGAUAAAUAACUGAAUUUUUAUUACUCACAGAUUGGAUAAAAUCCUGAUGAUUUUCCAUGAAAAUUAUUGUUGUGUUUAAUCUCGUUGUGUCAGUUUUUUCAUACCUCUAAUCGCUUUAGUCUCUACAAAAGUCACAAUGCUGAUCCGGACCAUCCUUCCCACUUACCAGAAUUUAUGGGGCAGGGGGGAGGGCUAUUUCUGUUGAAAAAUCUGUGAAUAUAACCAGUUGUCUUUGACCUGGCUUCCUGGUGCUUCUUACUUAUUUAAGAAUAUGGUAUGGAAAUGAUGGAAAUCAUGGACCACUUUAGUAAAACUGAGCAUCACUGAGAAUUGAUAAAGAAGUGUUGUUUUGAAUCCCACGAGACACAGGCUGUCAUUGGCAAUAUAGAAUUCAGAGCUGUCACUAAAUUUUGCUUCCUGAUGAGUAGAAAAGGUAGAGAGACUAAUAAAAAGGUAGAAUGUCAAGUCAAAAAUUCAACAUUUAAUUCCAAAAAUACUGGUCAUUGGGUCCUCUAUUCAAUAUCACAUCCUUGAAAAGUCUACAGACUUCCAGCCUUCAUUUUGGCUUGAAGAAUUGGACCUGACACAUCAAGGUUUUUUAACUUUCUUGCUGUUACUUUGGAGCCUCAGUUAAUAUUAAAUAGCAAGGUGAUAUACCCCCAAUACCUUUGUCUUAGGGCAUUCACAAUGCUUAAUGUUUUUUUCCAUAAUAAUAAUCUUGGCUGCAGUUAUAAAAUGUUUUUAUAUUUAUGAUUGUAUGUAGUCCUACGGUAGCCUUUUGCUACUGUAGGAUUAUUGUUGUUAUUUUCAUCAUUCCCAUUUUGUAGAUGAGGAGAUAAACAGAGUGAGAAUCUGAUCUAAGGUCACAUAGCUGGCAACAGAACCACAAUUACACCCAGGUGAGCAGGCAAUCUUACUCAUAGUUCAGUAGACUUGCCAAGCCUCAUAGAUUUGCUAUGACAGUGGUUCUCAGCCAGGCUUUAGAAUUACCUAAAAGACUUUUUAAAAUAUAGGCACUCAGAUAUCUACCUCUGAGUGUCUGAUUUAGUAGUCUGGAGUAAGGCCCAAAGAUUAUUUUUCUUACAAGUUUCUAGGCAAUGCUGAUGUUGCCCAAAUCCAUUCUUUUAGGAGCCCUGUCCUAUGGAUUGUAUGCAGUAACUUAAUGGCAAUGAUACAUUAAGGCAAGAUAGUCAAAUACGAAGGAUGUUUAUUUUGCAUGAUGCUUCCUCAUGCUGCUGCUUUUCUCUAUUUCUGAUCACUAUCGGGAAAGAGCAGAACAAAUGCGGGGCGCACACUAGCCAGAGCAUGAAUGAGUUUAGAUCUUCUGACACUCAAGAAUAGAGUGGCAUGAUCCUUCAGUUUGCUUCUAUCUAGGAACUACUAUUGUAGAUUACCUUGGAGUUAUGGGUACCUUGCCAACCCAGCAAGUAUUAUGAAGAGCCCCUAUAAUACUGGACAGGGGAAAAUAUGAUUAGGUGGAUCUAUAGGCAACUGAUCCAUUAAACAACAAUCUUCAGAUAGCUAUCUCCAUGUCAACCUAGAAGGAAGUUCUUAAUGGCAAGAGGGAGAGAGAGAUUUAUUCUUGACCUAUCCUAGUCAAUGUUUUCCUGAAGACUGGUAAGAAUUCUUGUAUCACAGGCUCAGUUUGAGUCAACAAGGUAAUAUAUCAGCUUUUUUAAAAAGCUAAGAAAUAUUUUAGCUGUGUUGUGAGAUAAUGUUCAGAUCAAGGUAACUGAUAAUGGUAGGGCUGUUGCUCUGGAUGUUCUAGGGGAUAGCCAAUAUCCUUGCCUUUUCUAGCUUCCAAAAGCCAUCUGCAAUCUUGCACUCAUGAUCCCUUCUAUGAGUAAAUCCAAACUCUUGUUUCUGUCAUCAAAUCUCCUACUGUUAGCUCUGGUCCUCCUGCCUCUUUCACAUAGGAAUCCUUGUGAUUACACUCAUAGACUACCAAAAUAAUCCAGGGUAAUCUGCCAAUCUCAGUACCCUUCAAUUUAAUCACAUUCACAAGAUCCCUUUUUUCAGGUAAGGCAACAUUUAUAGGUUCUGGGAUUAGGACCUGGAUAUCUUUUGCAGAGUCAUUAUUCAGCCCACCACAGUCCCUUUCUAGUGUGUUUCUUAGACUACAUUAGGAAUGGAGUACCCCUUUCUCAGCACCAGAAUUUAAGAGUUUCUUUAAUAAAAUAUGUCCUAAACAAAGGUGGCAGGGUUAUGAAAGGCAAGGGUGUGAAUGAGGAAGGCGUGGGAACAGAAGACAGGAGAACUGGGUUCCAAUACUAGCUUUGCUUCUACCAACUUUUGUGACCUUAAGUUUAUUUGAUAAAAUGUCUAUCACUCAGUUCUUCUCUGUAGACUAACAGAACCAGAAAAUCUCCUAAAUACCUCCUAGGUCUAAGAGUCUAUGCUUCUGUAAACGCUAUCAGACUAUUUCUAGAUGACAUUUAAAUUUAAAACCAAGUGCUAACUUACCACCUCUAAUAGUUAAUAUAAAUCUUGUCUGAUUUUUUUAAUUCAAAAUUUACUUAAAUUUCAGAUUUGAAAUGUGUUAUCCAAGGACAUAUUUAUCUUGCUAUUAAAAUAGUGAUAAGGCUAUGAAAAUCAUGAAUACAAGUGCUUUUCACUAGCUAAUUUUUAAAUAUCUUCCCAACAGUGCUACUUGAGUUUAAGCAUCAGAUCACUAGUCUUAGGGUGAUAUUAUGCCUUUUCCGUAUUAAAAACUUGGGGCACAGUAAGAAUAAAUUGCAAUAGUAUACAACGAACUAAGAGAGUUAGGCCAAGACAAAGGAAUAUGGCCCAAAUGAAAGAAUAGAUCAAAACUCCAGAAAAAGAACUAAGUGACAAGGAGACAACCUUCCAGAUGGAGAGUUCAAAACACUGGUAAUCAGAUGCUCGGAGAAAUGAUUGAGUAGAGAUGCAAAGUAAAGGAAGAAGUGAAGGCUGUACAAAAUGAAAUAAAGAAAAAUAUACAGGGAAACAACAAUGAAGGGAAGGAAACUGGGACUCUAAUCAAUAAUUUGGAACAAAAGGAAGAUAUAAACAUUCAACCAGAACAGAAUGAAGAAACAAGAAUUCAAAAAAAAAAAUGAGGAGAAGCUCAGGAACCUCUGGGACAAUUUUAAAUGUUCCAACGUCCAAAUCACAGGGGUGCCAGAAGGAGAAGUGGAAAAGCAAGAAAUUGAAAACUUACUUGAAAAAAUAAUGAAGGAGAAUUUCUCCAAACUGGUGAAGGAAAUAAACUUCCAGGAAGUCCAGGAAGCUCAGAAAGUUGCAGACAAGUUGAACCCCAAGAGGAGCACACACCACGACACAUCAUAAUUAAACUGCCCAAGAUUAAAGAUAAGGGGAGAACCUUAAAAGCUGCAAGAGAAAGAAAGAGAGUUACCUACAAAAGAGUUCCCAGGGGACUAUCAUUUGAUUUCUCUAAAGAAACCUUGCAGCCAAUGAAAGGCUGGAAAGAAGUAUUACAAGUCAUGAAAAACAAGGAUUUACAACCUAGAUUACUCUAUCCAUCAAAGCUAUCAUUUAGAAUGGAAGGGCAGAUAAAGUGCUUCCCAGAUAAGGUCAAGUUCAAGGAGUUCAUCAUCACCAAGCCCUUAUUAUAAGAAAUGUUAAAGGGACUUAUCUAAGGAGAAGAAGAUCAAACACUGUGAACAGUAAAAUGACAACAAACUCAGAACUAUCAACAACUGAACCUGUAAAAACAAAAACAAACUAAGCAAACAACUAGAGCAGGAACAGAAUCACCUAAAUGGAGAUCACAUGGAGGGUUAUCAGUGGAGAGAGGGAGAGGGGAGAAUGGGAGAAAAGUUACAAGGAAUAAGAAGCACAAAUGGAUGAACAAAAUAGACAGGGGGUGGUUAAGAAUAGUAUGGGAAAUGUAGAAGCCACAGAACUUAUAUGUGACCAAUAGACAUGAACUGAUGGUGGGGGAGUGCUGGAGAAAAUGGGGGUACCAGGUGGAAGGGGAUGAAGGAGAGAAAAAAUGGGACAACUAUAGUAGCAUAAUCAAUGAAAUGUACAUAAAAAAUAAAAAUUCACACCAACAAAAAAAAGAAAAGAAGAGAGUUAGUAGCUGUUGCCUCCAGGUUUAUCUACCACCAUGGCAGGCAUGAUACCAGACAAUACAUGCAGUGGGUCAAGCAGAGUAAAUACAAAGACCUUGUCCUGAACAUCUCAGUCUCAAGGUAUAAGUGACCAAGUAGAACACAGUCACUGAGUGACUGCUGUCACUAUUACUGGAGUCAAAGAGGUGAGAAAGGGCUGACAUAUCACUCUUUUUUUUUUUAAUUUGGCAUGGAACUUGGCCACUGAUUCCCAAAAGGAAAUAGGGCUAGUUUCAUACAGAUCUCACUAUACAGUCAAGUCAUUCCACAAACACCGAUUUUAAAUGAUUUACAGAGGGCCACAAAAAAUAAUUUGGAGGAAGUUUAUAGGAAGGAAAGCUUUGAGAGCUGAACCAGAAAAGGUGCUUGAAAAUAAAUCAAUUAUGGCAUACAUUGAAUUAUGGCAUUUAUUAUUAUGUGCAGAGUAUGCAUGGAAUUUUGAACUAAAAGCUAGGAAGCAAAGGUCUAGAAACUCUCAUGCAUAGUUAAUAAAUUAACCCUUUAUUCUUUUACUUUUUAUGCAUCCUAUAUUUGGUGACUUGUUCAUACAAAUGUCCAAUGAAAAGGACUACUAAACCACACUCUGCUGUGGAUGCAUUUGCGUUUUCAUAAUUAAAAUAUAUGCUUCCAGGAGAUUUUCUCCAGUGUCAAAUGGAUACAGUCUUUUCAAGUAUUUCAAAGACCAAGCAUUCUUUGGGAAGAAGAGAAGCAUUUUGUCUGUUUAUGACUGACCAAGUUUCCUAAACUUAUUAAAUUGAGAUCCCUUGUCCUUUUCUUCUGUAAGUUUGCAGACUAUUCUAAUAAAUUAUUUAACAAAGGAAAACACCUGCCAAAUCCAAAUCCAGUGUAAUAACUGAAUUAAUGACUGUUCUAGAACCCAUGAAUUCAGUAUACCGUACUAUGCAGGAUCCCUUCUCACUUUCUACUUUAUGCUGGAAACUAAAUAGUAUAAGGAAAUGAGCUAAUCACAAGCAGGUCAUCAGCUCUUGAAAUAUCUGCCCAUAAGAAAAAAAAUAUGAUUGGAAUCCUGUCACCAAGGAAAUAGCUUAAAAAUUUGUUUAUUUCAAUGCCAAACAAAAAUCUUAACUUCAGCUAGUGAUGGUUAUUUUGCAACAACUUUAAUUCUUUUGUCUAUUCAUUCAUUUGUUACAUGGCUACUAUAUACUAAUCAUUUAGAAAAAAGAACACCCUAUGGAUUAUGCAAACCUUAAAUAUCACUGUAUGUUUAUAUGUGUUCAUAUGCAUUUUUGACGAGCACAUUUCUGACAGGAAGUAAAGAAUGGCAUGGUCAGGGAAAAAUUAAAGAGACACGAUGUAAUUAUCUGAACUGGAAUGAAGCCAAUUAAUAACCCAUGUGCUAACACUCCCUUCAAAGUGCUGGAAAUGCCGUCAGAUAUUUCAAUGUCUUGCAUGGUCCUAGCCAGCAAUCUUCACCUCAUCCAUUUUCAACACCACUCAGGGACUAGCUGCCCCCAGCUCCUGAGGACGGCCUGCCACCUGAAGUGAGCUGGAGAAGAGGUGUAUAGAUUGUAUAAUCUGAGCACAAGAUUCUCGCAAGAGAUUGUGCACAGAUUUUCACUUACUAUUUUAAUGUGAUCAAAACCCUGGUGUUUUAUGCAUUUGCUUAUCUAUUCAACUCAUAUUUACCAGUACCUACUGCAUGUCAGUCCAGCAUCAUGGCUGAAAACGGAGGCUUGAAAGUUAGGUGCCUGGAUUUCAUCUCUAAUUCCAUACUCACUAGCUAUGUGUUUUUGAGCAAGUUACCCAACCCUUCUAGGCCUUGAUUUCCUUUUCUACGAAAUGAGGGUUGGUAGUACCUAAUUCAUAGGGCUGUUAUGACACUAAUGUAUAAUAAAAUAUGGAAAGUACUAAGAGUGCUUAGCACAAAUCAAGCAAGGGCAUUAUUAUGAGCCAGGAAAUAUUCCAAAGUCUGGGAACAAAGGGAUCAAACAACCCUGAGAUGAUCCUUGAAGUUAGAACUUUGGGUUAGUCUCUGUCAGCAACCCUUUCUAAUUCAUGGGCUCUGUCGCCAACCCUUUCUAAUAGAAGUCCAUAUAUUACAUCUUUGCUUUGCUAUGUGUAUUCAUAUCUUGUACCCGCAUGCUUUGAAUAUAACACACUCAGCACAUCCAUAGUAGGCAGUUUUGUUUAUACACCCCCAUUUUAUGCUUUCCUCGAUAAUAAUUGCUAUGUGAGGACCAGCCGUGGACUUUAUAUAUGUUAACUCAUGUCAUCCUGAAAACAACCUUAUGGGAUCAAUUUUGUCACCUUUUACAGAUAGGGAAACUGAAUUUUUGAGAGUGUCUGUGACUUGGACAAUAUUAUAAAGGUCUCUUGGACUCCAAAGCUUAUUCUCUUUUACAUUCAGUUCACGCAGCAUGCAUUUAGCAAGCACUUCACUGCUCUGCCCUGCACUCUUGCCUAUCAGGUGCUUUGAGACCUGCAGGAGGACCUACCAAUGUGAAAUUCACUGAACCCUCAUCCCUCUAAACUGAUCGACUGUGGUCCUGUGUUUUAUACCUGUCACAGUAGCCAUUGUUAACAGGGUUGGUGUGCAAAUAAACUAAAUUACUCCGGCUAUGACUUCUCUCACAUUACCUGCCUUUGAGUGGGCUCCCAGGUGUCUGACAUUCUUCAGUUUUCUUCUUUCACCCUAAGUAGCAACAUCAUUGCUGAAGCAUGACUAAGAGAUAGUUUUCACUUUCAUGUACACCAUGGUUCUUGUUUUAGGACAAGAGACUUACCGGUAAUCUCUCCAGUAGCAUCUGAUGGCACUGUUCUCUUCAUAAGCACCUCUUUCCCCUUUAAAAAAAUUACCUUCCUUUAUCUGUAGUCAAGAGGGAAAUCCUUACUGAAUAUGAUCAUAUGUGUCCGCAAAAGAGAUACCAUCAAGUACGUGGGCAGAUACUACAGUUUCCCCUUUCUAUUUUAGUAGCUCGUUUCAGUUGAAAUAUAUAGGAAAAGUCGCCCAUAGCUAAUCUUUCAGGUGGAAAAUCUGAGCCGUGAUUUCAAAUGACAUUGUAAGCUGAAAAACUCAAUCUCUUUCACCCCAUAGUAUGCCUAUAUUUUAAAAAUGAGUUGUAUAAGAACCACAUCUUUUUCUAUGGUGAUCUGUAGCACACAAUAUUCACAGAGAGAAUUGCAGACUCCGGGACAGGUCUUUGUAGACUGAUGCACUGGCCUUCACCAGCCUGGAAUGUGGUACCAGCUGUACGUUGCUGAGAUGGGGCUUGUUCAAUGUUAUGUUUUUCUGCUUUUCUCCGAGAAGAAAUUAAGGAUUCGCAUCUUUAGAAUUCAGAAUGCACAAAAAUAUUGCUACUCAGAUAUUUUUAAAAAUUGGAGGCAUGUGCCCUAGCUCUAUAGAUGAAGGAGUCCUAUUAUUCUGGAGAUGGGUGAUUUUCAUACCUGUUGGGCCAGAAUCUUUAAAGAGAGCUGCAGGCUAGUUGGUGUGCUGGAAAGAGUACUAGCCUAGAGGGCUGCUGGUGCCCCAGGUUCCAGUGUCUUCGACAUCGCUAUUGCCUUCGUGAUUUAUUAGCCCAAGUCUCUGGGCCUCAGUUUCCUUAUUGCUGAAUUAGGGCAUCGGAGAGAUUGAUCUCUGUGGCUUUUCCUGGCUCUGGUCUCCUCUGGGUCUGUGAAUCGCCUUCAGUGUCUGCCAUAGUCUGCCUUGCCAGCUCUGUUUGUCACAAAGAUUAAUCCGUUUUAACUGUACCUUGGAGUGCUCCUAGGAGAGGAGGCUGGAUGGAUUAUUUUGCACCUAUUAUUGCAUCAGAACUUUUGCCUUUUUAGACACGAUCGUGCCGUGCCUAAAAUCUGCCUGCCUCUCUGCCCACUGACUUUGUCUGUGCUGAUCUCUUGCCACGGUGCCUCUUCUUCCAGCAUCCAUCUCCCUCCAAGAUCUAGACUCGGCAUCCGGCUGUACCUGUCUUGUUCUCUGCAGCAUCUGUCUGCUGCACUCCUAGACCAUCGUUAAUAAACUUUCACACAUUACACGCAGACCCUAAUAUGUUGGCACCUGCACAUAAAUAUCUACCCUUCAUAAAACUAGGGGAGAAAACUCCAUUUUUUUAAAAAAAGACCUUUCUCUAAAUGCCAUUUGUAUUUGCACUUUUUGUUUAGUUGUAAGUUUUAAUAGUUCCCCCUUUGAGGAUUUGUCAGUACGAGCAGUAUUGCUUAUCAGAACACACCAACAGUCUUUUUGUAAUAUUCGCUUUUCCCCUUUGGUUCAGCCGAGCCCGCUGACAGAUCAUUCAAAUUCAAUUGUUUUAUGUCUAAGCCGAACAGCUAAUUAAAGUAGGGAUGAUUAACCUGACUGGCAGUGUCGCUCUCCCUCUCGCGCUCCCUCUCCCUUUCUCUCUCUCCCUCCCUCCUGUUCCAAUCAGUCUUUUUCUCACACUCUCUCUCUCUCUCUGUCUCUCUCUCUCUCUCUCUCUCUCUCCCUCUCUCUCUCUCUCCCUCUCUCCUCCUCUCCUCUCCCCUCUCUCCGUCUCUCCCUCCCUUGGUUGGUCUCUCUCUCGCUCUCUCUCUCUCUCUGUCUGUCUCUUGCUCUACUGUUUUUUUUUUCCCUCUCUCUCUCUCUCCUAAACGUGGUCUGCUUGCUGAUGGCAGAAUGGCACUCGGAGAUUUGUGCAUUGUGUCUGGUUUCCUACGGGCAGGCUGACCCAGUGCCUCCAGGGACUUAUCAAUAGACCACUCAGAAGAGACACAGACAGGAGAGAGGAGGAGGGGUGGGGGGAGAGAGAGAGAAUCAAUAUCAAGAAUAGAAGGAGCUCCGAAGCCAUUUUUUUUUUAAAGAAGUAUCGGGACUUGGGAGAGGGUGACAAAGAAGGUUUUUCAAAGAGGCAGUGGAGGAGGUUCUAAUAAAUUUGGAAGGAAACAGUUCCCUGUCUUGGGAAAAGGAGAACUCCUGACUGAUUAGCAUUCACACCAGAUGCAGUCACUCUCUGUCCCCUGCCCCAAUGAACAUCUGCACUAGGCCCAAGCCUUGGAGUGACUUACCUGAAGAGUGACACCAUUUAUUUGGAAACUACUAUGAGGAAACUGAAGCCCAGAGAGGUGAAGUGAGGUGCCCAAGGCCACACAGCAAGUUAGAGGCACAGCUAGUACCGUAGCUCAAGUCUCCUGACUCCCAGUCCAGUGCUCCUCCCAUUACUCCACGGGUCCUGUCUCUAAGCUUCCUGACAAAUGCUAGAACGGAAGAAACCCAAGACAGCUGAAAACCAGAAGGCAUCUGAGGAGAAUGAGAUUACUCAGCCGGGUGGAUCCAGCGCCAAGCCGGGCCUUCCCUGCCUGAACUUUGAAGCUGUUUUGUCUCCAGACCCGGCCCUCAUCCACUCAACACAUUCACUGACAAACUCUCACGCUCACACCGGGUCAUCUGAUUGUGACAUCAGUUGCAAGGGGAUGACCGAGCGCAUUCACAGCAUCAACCUUCACAACUUCAGCAAUUCCGUGCUCGAGACCCUCAACGAGCAGCGCAACCGUGGCCACUUCUGUGACGUGACGGUGCGCAUCCACGGGAGCAUGCUGCGCGCACACCGCUGCGUGCUGGCUGCCGGCAGCCCCUUCUUCCAGGACAAGCUGCUGCUGGGCUACAGCGACAUCGAGAUCCCAUCCGUGGUGUCAGUGCAGUCGGUGCAAAAGCUCAUUGACUUCAUGUACAGCGGCGUGCUGCGCGUCUCACAGUCGGAAGCCCUACAGAUACUCACGGCCGCCAGCAUCCUGCAGAUCAAAACAGUCAUCGAUGAGUGCACACGCAUAGUGUCACAGAAUGUGGGCGAUGUGUUCCCGGGGAUCCAGGACUCAGGCCAGGACACGCCGCGGGGCACUCCCGAGUCAGGCACAUCGGGCCAGAGCAGCGACACUGAGUCGGGGUACCUGCAGAGCCACCCGCAGCACAGCGUGGACAGGAUCUACUCUGCACUGUACGCAUGCUCCAUGCAGAACGGCAGUGGUGAGCGCUCCUUCUACAGCGGUGCGGUGGUCAGCCACCACGAGACUGCGCUCGGCCUGCCCCGAGACCACCACAUGGAAGACCCCAGCUGGAUCACUCGCAUCCAUGAGCGCUCACAGCAGAUGGAGCGCUACCUCUCCACCACCCCCGAGACCACACACUGCCGCAAGCAGCCCCGGCCCGUGCGCAUCCAGACCCUGGUGGGUAACAUCCACAUCAAGCAGGAGAUGGAGGACGAUUAUGACUACUAUGGGCAGCAAAGGGUACAGAUCUUGGAGCGCAAUGAAUCUGAAGAGUGCACGGAAGACACGGACCAGGCCGAAGGCACCGAGAGUGAGCCCAAGGGUGAAAGUUUCGACUCGGGUGUCAGCUCCUCCAUAGGCACCGAGCCCGACUCCGUGGAGCAGCAGUUCGGGCCUGGGGCAGCUCGGGAGGGCCAGGCUGAACCUGCCCAACCUGAGCAAGCUGCAGAAGCCCCUGUGGAGGGCGGCCCGCAACCCCACCAGCCGGAGACAGGUGCCUCUUCUCCCGAAAGAAGCAACGAAGUGGAAAUGGACAAUACAGUCAUCACUGUCAGCAACAGCUCCGACAAAAGCAUCCUACAGCAGCCUUCAGUCAACACGUCCAUCGGGCAGCCAUUGCCAAGUACCCAGCUCUACUUACGCCAGACAGAAACCCUCACCAGCAACUUGAGGAUGCCUCUGACCUUGACCAGCAACACACAGGUCAUUGGCACAGCCGGCAACACCUACCUGCCGGCCCUCUUCACUACCCAGCCCGCGGGCAGCGGCCCCAAGCCUUUCCUCUUCAGCCUGCCACAACCCCUGGCAGGUCAGCAGACCCAGUUUGUGACAGUGUCCCAGCCCGGCCUGUCGACCUUUACUGCACAGCUGCCAGCGCCACAGCCCCUGGCCCCAUCUGCAGGCCACAGCACAGCCAGUGGGCAGGGCGAAAAAAAGCCUUAUGAGUGCACUCUGUGCAACAAGACUUUCACCGCCAAACAGAACUACGUCAAGCACAUGUUUGUACACACAGGUGAGAAGCCCCACCAAUGCAGCAUCUGCUGGCGCUCCUUCUCCUUAAAGGAUUACCUGAUCAAGCACAUGGUGACACACACAGGAGUGAGGGCCUACCAGUGCAGCAUCUGCAACAAGCGCUUCACCCAGAAGAGCUCUCUCAAUGUGCACAUGCGCCUCCACCGGGGGGAGAAGUCCUAUGAAUGCUACAUCUGCAAAAAGAAGUUCUCCCACAAGACCCUCCUAGAGCGACACGUGGCCCUGCACAGUGCCAGCAACGGGACCCCUCCCGCAGGCACGCCCCCCGGAGCCCGCGCUGGCCCCCCAGGGGUGGUGGCCUGCACGGAGGGGACCACUUAUGUCUGCUCCGUCUGUCCUGCAAAGUUUGACCAAAUCGAGCAGUUCAACGACCACAUGAGGAUGCACGUGUCUGACGGAUAAGUAGUAUCUUUCUCUCUUUCUCAUGAACAACACAAAAGAAACAAACACACACACAAAAGCUAUGGCACUAGAAUUUAAGAAAUGUUUUGGUUUCGUUUUUACUUUCUCGUUUUUGUUUUUGUUUUGUUUCAUUUUGUACUACAUGAAGAACUGUUUUUUGCCUGCUGGUACAUUACAUUUCCGGAGGCUCGGGUGAACAAUAGUUUGCCCAGCCUCCCUCGGAUAGUGGCCUUAAGGCCUGGUAGUGCUUCAGGAGGUCCACUGGUUGGAUCUCUAGCUACUGGCCUCUAAAUACAACCCUUCUUUACAAAAAAAUAUUUUAAAAAAAAGUAAAAAAAAAAUUUUUUUUUUCACUUGUGAAGAGCACUACAAAAAUAUAUAACAAAAUCUAAAAGGCCGACUGUCUUUAAGUACACCGCUUGCAGUGUUUCAGUGGACAUUUUCACAAUUCUGGCCGCUCGGACUUCACAGUAACCAGUUAAAACUGUGGAAUGUCACUUCUGGUUGAAAACCCAGAGGAAGGGCCCUGCUGUUUUCACCUACCACGAUGUCUGAUUUCAUAAAAGGGCUGUGGAGGCGGGAAGGGGCAGUGGGUUGGGUGAUGUGGGAAAGGCGAACAGCAGGCUUCUCCCCAGCUUCUGCUCGGGUCCACGCACCCGAGCCCACCUACUCCGUGUCCCCCUUUCAGCAGAAGCCAGGAAGACGUGGACAAGCAUCAAGCAACAGUGGCUAUCGUAUUUAUUCAGUGUCUUCGCUGAGCCACAGCCUCAGCACAAUCAAGAGGGACUUUCAUGAAAGGCAGGAAUGCAGAUAAAACAAAGAUAUCAGAGGUUUGCACCUACGUUUCUAGGUACAAGAGAAGGAUUAUUUCCAACGAUCUUUGCAAAAAACAAAAAAGUCAGGAUAUAUUCUUGUGGAGAGAAAAAGAAAGAGGAAUGGAGGGUGGGGGGAUAAUAAAAAGUUCUUGAGGCUUUUUUAAUUCAAAAUUUUAUAGAGGGGCAAAAGUGACGUUUACCAGAUAGAAUGCUGAUUUUUUUAAUAUAUUUACAACAGUAUUUGUGUAAAAAAAAAACAAAAAAAGUGAGAUUGUUAAAAGUAAUUUUUUUUCCAUUUUGGUUUUGCAUACACUGCCACCAAUCCCUUCUCUUUUAUUUUAUUUCACACACAUAUAUAUAUUUUUUGGUAAGUCAAGACUGUUAAGGUUAGCGAUACUGCUUCCAGAUAGAAAGAAUAAAAGGCAAUUAUAGUUAUAUUUGAAAGAGAGGAAGGAUAUUUUCUUCAUAUUUUUUUUAAUUUUUCUUAAUUUUUAUUAUUUUAAGUAUUGCCUGGGUUGAUGAGGGCCUCCGGGCCCGCCCAUCCCUGCUGUAAUUUGAACUGCUGCUUUGUAUUUUGAUAUGUAGUUCCUUGACUUUUAGCAAGCUUAGGUUGCUCCACUGAAUAUUUUGUUCAACUGAUCCAUGUAGAACUCUGUUCUUUUUCAUGGGAGGGACUUCAGCUUUCAGAAAUAGAUUUCUUGGUUCUCUAAAAGUUCAUUGAUUCUAGGAUUUCUAUUGACUUUACUUUUUUCUUUAAUGAAACACUAGUGGGUUAGAGGUCUUGACAAACGGGCUCUUUCCCGUGUGGUCAGCCCGGAGGAGGAGUUCACCAAACUCUGCCACAGCUCCUCACCCUUCACAGCUACAGAGAGCAGAGGUAUCAGAAACCUGUUACAGAGCAGGAUGCCUUGAUGCCAAAAUUACUUUCUUCCUUUCAAAUACUACCUUCCAACUAUUUCCACCAUGGUUGAGAGGGCAAAGUAAAAUGAGCGUUCUUUAGCUGAUUUAUUAACCCCUUGCUCUUUGGAAAGGUUUUCAGGAAAGGAACAAAAGUUUCCCAGAUGCCACCAUCCAUCAUUCAAAGGCCACCAAUCCACUGCAUCAUCCUAGGUGCCACUCUCUCUUCCUAGUUGGGAUUUCUCUCCUCGGUCCUGAUCAAGGUCUUAUAAUAGAGGUUUUUCCAUUUACACCAGACAGUGUCCAGAAGGGAUUCCAACCCAAAUGUAGAGUGCUUAACCCUAUCAGAAACGCCAAAGGUGAUUUACAUUGCUGGGCAUAUGUUUAACACACUUAAGGGGAAAAUCAGUAGUUCAAACAAAGCAGAAACACCAAACUAGAAUUUUAAAAGAGAAGAAAAUAGAAUAUUUUAGUUUUAAAAUUACUUCGUCUUUUAACUAAUUUUUCUUUCAGCAACUUAUUUUCAAAAACUGUGUAGCAAAGGAAAAGUCUUCCAAGGGAAGCAACUCUGUAAUGAUUAAAAUGGUUUUACCCAUAUAGUUUAGAAUUUUGGUUAACUCAGAUCUUUUCCAGAAGUUCUUGGUGAUGUUUAGUAGAGUUAGUGCAGCUGGAGAAUAUGUGAGCUGGGUUCGUUCCCGUGGUCCUUAAUUCAGUAAAUAUUUUGCUAGAAGUUUUAAUGUGCAUUCAGAUGGUUAACUGACUGUGGAAUAUCACCCAUCAUGAUUUCUAAAUGGGGUUCUGCCAAGAACUGUGUGUCCAGAAUUGGCCCGUUUUAAAAGUUAGUAAAAAACAGCUUCAGAACUAAGAAAAAGUCCACUCUUCUCUUGCUAAUUUGGCUUUGUAAAAGAGCAAUUUUGAAAGAUUCAUAUAUUCCCACUUAAUACCAACAGAGGGAGCAUUAGUUAAUUAACCAUGUCAUGGAACUCUUUUGAUAUUUUCAAAACAAGUCAUUCAACCCACGAAAUAAAAAAGAAAAAAUUGACAUUAAAAGAAAAAAUUGUUUUAAUCCAGAGGGAAAUGACAUGAUAGCAUUCAGCAUACAUUAUAAACGAACAAAGGCCAAAAGCCACUUUAAAAUAUUUUCAAUCAUUUGACAGUAGCUUUUAAAAUAGUGUCCUUAUUUAAACCUUAGCAAAUUAGGCAGAAUUCAUAAUACCUCCAGAAGACUUGAUCUAGAUGCCCUUACGGGCCACACGUAGCUUUCUGCUUCUCAAAUUCAAAGGAGACCCAUCUGCCUUAAUACUGAUUUGCCAUGUAAAGAGCUAAGCAAUUGGAUUAAGGAACAUGUAGGGGGAAAAGUUCCAACUGGGCUUGAAAACCGAAUACUCAUUCCUUCAAAGGAAGUAUCUCUUUUUUAAAAAUGUCAGAGGAUCCCUGAAGAAUUUUGGCAGGGUGGUGUUCUCAUUAUGACAGUGCGGACCAUCCAGGUUUGCAUCGCUGUAGACUUUUCCUGCAUGUCUUCUGUGUGUCUCUUCCUCCCAGGCACCUCACAGCCCAGCACUGACGAUAGGUUGUUCUCUGGACAGACAGAGAAGCUGGACCGGAGCGGAAGGUCUAAUCUGAAGGAGCCGUGUAACUGCUGCAGGGCCGUUGCCGUGCGUUCUGGCCUCUGAGAGGGCUGCUUUCCAAACUGAGCUACAUUUUAGAGCACACACCAGUCAUUCCUAUUUCAAAAGGAUAGAGGUGCUUUUAGGUGGCCAACCUUUACUUUUAAAUAAUCAUAAACAUCUUAGGAAAUGGGGAAACAUUUUGCUUCGAGGAUAGAAGAUGACCAUGAAUCCUUCUGUUUCUUGACUUCAGACCCGACAAUUGCCUUGCAUUUAGUGCUUCGUGCUAGGAUGCUACAAGUGCUAAGAAAGUUUUUGUCAGUAGCCAGGGGGACGUGCAUAGGGGACGUGGAAGCAAGUGUUCCACAUGGACAUCUCUCAGGCUGAGUAUGGGAUGAGUACAAGAACUGGUGUGGAAAUAACAUUUUUAAAGCAAUUUAUGAUUUUAAACUGGGUCAGCUGAACAAGGGUGAGGAAAAAAUGUCAAAGAGGAAAAGGUAUCUCAAGGCACUUAGUUUAUGAAGAAAAAAAAUUCCCAGCUCUAAAAACUUGGUAGCAUCUCAGCAUAGUGGACAAUAUCCCCCCUAUUAAAUGCUAAUAUUUGUACCCCCAAAAGCCCCAGAUGUGUAAAAUAUAGCCUUAAAAGGGAAGAAAUUGGAACACAUGGAUCUGAAUGAGAAAUAACUCCCCAUCUGAAAAAUUGUAUAUCAAAAUGUCUUUUACUAUGUAUUACAACUAAGUUGUAAACUUGACUCUAAGUGGGUUUUAUGGACUUUCUCCUUCCCCAGUUUCUAGUGCUCCGACCCUGGGCUGUAAAAAACUUGGGUGGAUAACAUCCUGACUCUGUCCCAGCCGCAGUCCAUUUCUUCCCCUCGGCAUCCCAGAGUCUCACUAACUCCUGGUCUUAGAAAGAAUGAAUGGAUCUGCUUCGUUUAUAAGACAUAAGGGUCCUACUUUGUGUCAUCUCAGUAUUCUACCAGGACCAAGAAAACCCUUUCCCAGUAUGUGAACAGCUGGCAUCUGUGCGUUCUUACGUGAACAGAGAAGGGGUUUCCUCGGGCUGUGUUUGUUUACCUAAGUCCUAAUGGCCUCCCCUACGUAUACUUCCAUCAUAAAAGCAAACCAGUACCAUGUACCCAGCCCAUGCCCCAAAUCAGUGUUUUCCCUCAGCACAGAAGUUCAAAAUAACAUGUGCCCCUUGUAAGUCCCUCGGAUCCCCAAGGGAACACAGUAAAGAUUCAUGUUGCUUCCUGGCGUGGUCCCCAUAAUGCUCUCAACACCUGUUGCCCUUAGGAAAGGGGGCAGUGAAGUAGUUCUGGCCACAUUCACACUGGAUGUGCCCAUUCUGGAGCCUUCCUCUGUUGUUGCAGAUGUUAUUUAAUCAGUUGGGGUGGGAGGGAAGGAUGUGUGAUUCUACAGCAAAGGUAUGAGAUAACCCAUCUGCCUCCACCACAGCCAGUGUUCUGCUGCAGCACUGAGAAACAAAACGAAGGGGCAACGUAGGAGCAGACAUAACCUGAGAUGCCCUUGGGAUUUAGGAUAAUGGGAGAGUGCCCUUUGUGUUGUGACCUGACUCUUAAGAGAAAUCUUCUGAAAGAAUUCUUUAAUUUAGGAUUGAGUUGAAUCCAGGGUAAUGGAAGCCCCGGGGAAGAGAACAAAAGGGUUGCAAAACGUAUUCAGCCCCCAAUAAUGCAAAACCAAAAAAUAUUCCAUCACCACACUAGGAAGUUUGGCAAGAGGUACUUGGAGAAAUGUCUGGGCUUUUCCAUGGGUAGGGUCGAUAGACUUCCUUUUCAGUGAUUUCUGGCUGUGAGAAGCCUCUUUACUCACUAGAAAAGAACAUUAUUUAAAUGGCUAAUUUUGUGCCCCAGAAAGAGAAAUUGAAAAAAAAAAAAAAAGAAAAAUAGGACACUAAAGACCAUGUGACUUGGUGACAAACAGAAGGAAGGGAGUACUAGAAUUUCAAUAGAGUCCCCAGUUUCAUAGAAAAAGCAAAGCCGCCUGCCAACGCCUCUCUCUGCAGUGAAGAGAGUGCUCGGGCUGACCAGGCCGCAGGGCUGCCGAGGCUACACACGACUUCCCGACUGGGAUGGCCACGACUCUUUCUGUUUGCACGGAGAAAGGGGCUGUUCUCUUUGGUGCCCACGAAGUAAGACCGCAUGGGGCACACUUCCAAAAGCAAUCUCUACCCCAGUGCUCAGGUUGCACUCAGAGACAGAAAGAGAAAGAGAAGUGCCCCUGCUCUGGAGAAAGAAUAUUUUCCCAAGAGCCUCUGUGUAGAGUUGCCAUAUCUGAAGCGGCUUCAGCCUCCACAGAGGGAAAGCUCUGAGGCCUCAAUGUUCUUGCAGACACAGACUGUAGAGAUCAGUCACCGAAAGCAUCAUUUCUUGAACUAGGUGUUAAGGUGACUGGCCUGACCAAAAUGCCCCAAAGAUUUUUCUAAGUCUCUGAACAUGGUUUUUUUCUUGGACACUAAGUCCAUAGUGGUCAGUGGUAUACAUUAACAGAGCCCAGAAAAUGGUGAGGAAUGCUCGGGUUUGUUGAUUUUUGGGGUGCACAGGUAGAGGAAGAGGGCUGCGUGGCACUGGUUCUUUUUCAGAACCAUGCAUUUCACUGAAGGACGGGUGGCGAUGCCCCAGGCUGAAACAAGGAACGUCCUCUUGCCACACCACUGACUAAAACACCUGGACACCAGUGUCUCUUCAGGCCCAGCCUAUUGCUCCAUAUACCGAAUACUUUCAGACUAAAAUCUAAUCUGAAGUAACCUCAGCUAAGGUAUUUUUACAAGAAGCCACUUGUAGUGAGGAAUGAUUGCCUUAAAUCAGAAAGCCCAGAGGAGAGGACAGAAGACGAGAGAAAUUGGAAGGGUGCGGAGACAUGGACAUUUCUUGCUUUUUAAUGGUUGCAUUAUCACAAAAAUGAGCCCUAUUCGUGACUAAUGGAAACAGUGAGUUUGGGAGGGGAGGCACCAGACUUGUCCGGAAUUGGCUGCUGUCACUGAAAUAGCUUUUAUUUCAGUGACAUAGCGACAUAACUCUGAGUUAGAAGCAAAAUAAACAUCAGGUUAGCUAAACAGUGAAUUCCACAGGACAGGAUCACAGGUGUCUGGGUUCCAUUCUUAAUCAUCAACGGAGAAUAAUCUCAACCAAACUUUCUUUCCUAUUCAGUGUAUGUCUCUAAACUUUUUUCUCAGUUUUAGUGAGCAUUUGGUUUAUCUGGUGGUUCUUGGUUAAAUGUAAACUCACAACUCUCCAGUCUUCAGUGAAGAAGCCUACUCUGAGACCAGAGGGAAAAUCUAGCCACAGUAGUGGGAGUCCUGGGUUUUGAGAUACCCAAUUAGGGCGUAAAAAGUCCCUACUAGCCCUCUUUCAAAUUCAGAGGUUUUCUUGGUUCAAAAUGCCUCGAUGAGAUUCUGAUACACCCAAGACAGAAAAAAAAUUAACCUCAUAGUAGACAUUAGUUUCUACACUGUUGCAUCUGAAGUUCGUUAUUGCCCAGCAAAAUCUUUGCAAUUUAUAUGUAGAUUCUAGCACUGAAAGGGACUUAGCCCCCAGCACGGCACAGCUGCUGUCCAACAUGCCUGUAAAUAAGUACACAUCAUGCAUGUGCACCCAGCGUGGGACACCCUCAGUGCAAAAGUGUUCCAAAUUCACAUUCCCCGGCGACAAGGCAGACCCUGGCACUUCCACUCUGUUGCCUUAGUUGGGUGUAUCAGCGCCACCCGCUGUCUGUGACGAGGCUGCAGGGCGUUCUGCAGGACCCCACCCAUCAGUAAUUUCUAUGAGAAACUUGAAUAAGCUUGUGUGGAGUCAAGUGCACUUAACCAACUCUGCACUUCUAUUGGAUUUACUGGUGUGUGUGAAUGUGUGUGUUUGUGUAUACACUUGUAGUCUGGGAGUGUGGGUGUGUGUCUCGAAGGAAGCACACACAGGAGUAGGUCCUGGUGCACAGACACAGUUGCUUCUUCCCACCAUUGUGCUCCAGACUCGUGGCUGUCUUCCCAGGAAGCAGUCACCUGCCCACUCUGUUGCUUUUUGUAGCAUUUCAGAGUUGGGAGAAACAAAGGCAGCUUGUUGGAUCCACAGCAAACCCACAGAGGCAGGCUGUUUUCCUCCAGAAGAAGGUAGAACAGAAGCACUCAACUGGCGAGUUGACAAGAGGGAGCGGCAGCCAGGGCACCUCCCCAGGUCUCCUGGGAGAAAGGGGCACUGAGGCCACGCAGGCCAGGCCCAUAGAAACUUUGGCCUGAGCCAUUCCGUGGCUUAACGGCCUUUCUUUCCACUAUGCAACCCAGCGUGUGCACACAAACACCCACCCACUUGAGUGUUCUACUCCCAAACUAAAGCUUCCUGAUCCUGUCCGCCUCUGCAGGACAUCAUAAACUGUGUCUCCUGAAACCGAUGUGGCCUUUGCCGAAGUCUUUCCAGGAGUGGGUUGUUUACCAUGCCUAGCGAACCAAUAGACUCUCGGGGAAAUACUCUGGUGAUCUGUAAGAAUUGAUGGCUCUUGCCUAAUAUUAAAGUAGGUAUACUAUUCUAUGUAAAUGGGCCUGGUUCUCAUAGCUGACUUUGAAGGGUGGCCUGGAAACAUUCAGUUUUCUCACUGCUAUGUCCUUUUACCAGAAGUUUUAUCAUUUUUAUGACAUGUAGAUUACUUCUGCUAAUUUACGGAAUUCAGAGGACAUUUUCUUUUCUCUUCUAUUGUGGUGACUUUCCCCUCUCCCAUUAAUUAAGUAAGGCUACCUACAGUUGCUAUCUUUUCCUUGUUAUUAUUUUUUAAAAUGUAUAUUGUCUUUCUAUAUCCAAAAGAAUCUGUGACUGUAACCAUAGGUAUUUCUUUUUACUGGAAAAAAUGAGGUUGUUUUUUUUUUUUAAAUUAACAGUGCUAGUGACUUUGUGGAAAAAUAUGAGUUACUAUUAAGGUAUGCUUACUUAAGUACAGUACACUACAUUGCAGUAUUUCUGAAAGCUAGAACAUGCAUAUAGCAACUCUAUAUUGAAAUAUGUAUUACAUUAUAUUCAUUUUAACUUUUGAAUCUGCCUAUGAUCAUGAGUUGAUUGAAAUAUUAUUUCUUUGCAUUUAUCACCCAUCACCAACCUGCUGCAGUUAAUCUGGUGCAUUUCAUAAUAAUCAUUACUGCUCUAGUUUGCUUUUUUAAUCAUUAGUUUCAGUAUUGUCAUUACAGGAUUUUAGAAUAUUUUUAAGCUCAGACUUAGCAAAUGUAGGAAAGUGAAAACUUUUUGUAAAAAAAAACAAAACCUUUUUUUUUUUUGGUGUGGCUAAUACAAAGAGGUUCAUACUCAAAGUGAUGCUGUUAGGCUGACCCUCUCAAUAUCUAAAGAACAAAAGAAGUGCAUAUGAAUGUGUCUGUGAUUUCCCUUCUAGGACUGUCACUGUUGCUUAAAAAACUAUGGCCAAGAGCCUGCUUAACCUCCACAUGACCUGACCAACCGCUACACUUCAAAGGGCUGCUCAUCUGAAAAGCAUCAGGCAGUGAGAUGCCUGGUUGUUCCAACUCUAUUUUCAAACAUCAGUUGUUGAGACUGGUUCUUUACUGACGACUUUCUCUUUUCGGUAUGCUUACAACUAUUUUAACUAGUCUUUAAUGCUUCCCUGGAGGCAGCUUGGCAGUGUAAUAUUUCAUUUUCCUAGGAGUUUUUGAAAAAUAAAACCAGAGUCUGGGGGACUUUUCAUGGCAGAGGCUAAGAGAAAUAUAUAUAUAUAUAUAAAUUUUUCAGUCUGCAGGAUCAGUAAAAUAAGCGAUGGCACGUGGGUGCCUGGCCCUCAAUAUCUCCAGCUGUCACCUUAAGGCGGGGUUUUGGUUCCCUUCUCCUUUGACCAGGCCAUCGUGGGAACCUCAGACAUUAGGCAUCCUGUCUUCCUAGCAAGAAACACUGUCGAAUGCUGGUUUCAGAAAAAGAGCUCUCUCCACUUCCUUCCGCUAUUCAGACCAGUGUCUGGGGAACUGCACCGGCGGAUAAACUUCACCUCCAUCCUGGGUGCCCGAAACCGGUUUCAUUCUCUCCAUUGCCAUAUUCAUGACAGAAUGAAAACAGCUGCUCGUACUACUCAGCGUGGCAGCCCUUCCCACACUGGACCGAUAUCAAGGCUUCUCAGUGUGAAUAACACCAAGUUCUUCCUUUCAUCUUCCCUGCAGUGCCCCUCGGACACAUCCUUCCCCACCCCUGCACCCAGGCUUUCCUUGGUGCGCCCUGUUCCUGAGCCCUGCACUAAGGACCUGCCUACCCCAGACUACUUUGAAGGAGCUAACAUUGAGUCCGAUAGCAAAAUUCUCAAUUUGUUUUUCCAGAAUUUUCAACAAAUCUAUUUCUACUAGACAACAUAUAUGUAAAUUGAGAGUUAGGGAAGCUGUGUCCUUUUCCAACGAUCCCAUAAUAACCAAAUUGUGUUCUCUCAGCCUUUCUCUUUGUUUCUCGUUUCUCUGUAAGACUACUUUAAAUCACCUGGACUUACUACCACGCCAAGAACUCUAAUCAUUGUGACUCCUGAGUGCCCAUUUCCCUUCCUUUCCCCUGCCCCACUGUAAACGUCCUUCUUUAAGCUUUAAAUACUUGAAGAGCAUUGACAUGAGUUCAUCAGCUUGAGACUCGUAGGCAGAAUGAAGCUCAUCUUCACGGCACCUUCAGGCUCUAAAAGUUACCAAUAUUCUUUCAGAGUAGGAGGACCUGAGUCAUAGUUUGAAAUGUCAACUGUACUAGCUGAGGUCAUUAAUUCCUUUCACCUUCACAUUUGGCCGAAGAUAAAGAGAAAAAUAUUUUCUGGUUUUUUUUCUUUAAAUGCCACAGUGUUCAAGUUCCUGAUAUGAGUGCACCAUAUCCAAGGGAGAAAAAAAUAAUGUUAACUACUUUUUAACACCUGCUUAUAUUUAGCCAAAUUACCAGAGACUAGAUUUACAGAAAUUAGCAAAAGGGGUAACAUUUCAAAAUAAUUUGGGCAAUUGCUCAAGCCUUAGUGAGCUCUUCUAAAAUAAGUAAAACACACUGUAGGAGACAAUGAGGAAAUUGUGUCAUUUGUUAUCGUUUGGAAAAACUAAUUAUUAAUUGGUUAGAACUCUAAGCAGUAAUGUACUAAGACACUGAAAGAUUCAAAACUUUUCUCAAGUAUCUACUUUGCAACCAGCUAUUUUUAAACAUAAACUUAAUAUAUGUUUAAAUGAAAUAUUAGGACUGACUAGAUACUUGUAGGGCUGUGUCAUCCACUCCCCAGUUCCUAAAUACUUGCUGUAUAAUUUGGUCCUUGUGCUAGAUCUCAUUUCGCCAGAGCAGGGCCCAAAAGACCGGUGCCGUUCUGGGCGUGUCCCUCCACAGGUGCUGAUAAUGGGGUCUCGCCGGUAACACUGUCUGUAGCACGGCCUUUCCCGACGGCCAGUCCCACACUCUUCCCGUGAUGCUGUUUGCCUGUCAGCUCUUACGAAGACAAAUCCUGUGACGUUGAGAGUAUUGCCCGAUUUUGAGUGCACAGGGUAUACUUUCAUUCUUUGUUUUACCCACUGACAAAGAGAAGCAAAAUUUAAUAUCAGAAAUGUAUGCUUCAUUUGACUUGAGGCUUGACCCAGCUUUUUUCUUCAUCAAACCAGUGUGUAACCGUCAGCUCACAACACAGAGAGCAAUGCAAUAAAGAGAAGGUUCAAAAGCUCUCCUCCGUCAUGCAUCUAGUAGGAAACCAGCAUUUCUCAAAGCCAGAGUUUAUGUGGCAUAGGCCUGUGCUCUGCACUUGGCGUGUCUUUCCAAUCGGUCCUGUCUGCCUCUCCUCUUCUGUCCAUUCUGACUCCCUGUGUCUUUUCUCUCAAGUACUCUGCAUCUUACCUACUCUUCUCCUCAGGCAUUGGCUUCUGAAAGAAUAAAACACUCUCUUUCAAAUCCUAAAUAGUACCAUUUAAAGUAUAAUGUGGAGUGGGAGAGGAUCUGGUUCUGAUAGGUCCCAUCUGGCCCAGUUAAUCAGAAAGAUUUCUCCAGGAUGCCCCCUCGGCAUUGUUGCUUCUAGUCCGCCGAGGAGAGCUCUAACACUGACACCGGGGUCUCUCGCCCCAGUCUGCAUUAGUCUAGGUUCAUGUUGAAAUCCUGCUUAAUAUGCUAGAGACUCCAGGGUGUGGAUUUCUUCCUGCUUAUGAGCCUCCUGCUUUCCCAAGCCGACACCUAUCAGGAGCACCAAUAGCCCUCACAGUAACUAAUGCAGCAAAAGAACGGUCAGAAACAUCAUCAUAGAGAUUUGGGAGGAUCUUCUUUGGGAAGGAAUUUCUUUUUUUUCCUUGUAAAAAGCUUGCUUCCUCCCCCAAACCCCACCACAACGCAUUUCAGAAACUCUGCAUCUCAUUUUACAGAUCUGUAGUUUUAGUAUUUACAAAUAUAGCUUAGGAAAUCUUCUGAGAUUGAUGCUGGUAGCAGACCAGUUUAUCUUCUGCACUGGACUUUAGGACAAGUGUGACAGAUGCAAUUCCUUUAAAGAAAGUGAAACUAACAUAGUAAAGCCAAGGGAUAAUACUUUUACACAUUAAAACAGUUGUUUGCUAUCUAUAAACCUUGAUUUAAGCAUAAUUAUUACUUUUUAGAAACAUGAAACUGGAGGAAUGUGUAUUUUAGUAAAGUUUGUCUGUUAAUUUAUUUGAUUACCUUUAUCUCUUUCUUCUCAACCUAGUAAAGAUUCUGACUCUUUAAUUUGAUGGCCAUAAGCAGCAGUCCGGUAACUGCAGGCCCUCUCCAUCCUCCUUUCCCUCGUUCAAUGAAAAAGCCUUCCGUCCUGCCAUUUAAGGAGUCUUUUCUCCAUGAAAAUAUUAUCUUCCUUUUCUAGUAGCCAUGUGAGAGCUUUGCAGAGAGAAAGUCUCUCUGCACUUUGAGGGUAGAAUAGUUAAAAUAACAACUGUUCCUUGAGAAGAAAACCCAUUUCCCUAAACUAAUAGGUCUUGGGCCAAAGAAUAGGAGUUGACUGCAGGUGAAGGUCGUGUAUUUUACACUACAAAUCUUAUCAUCUCCUCAAAUUUUAGAAACACGGCUGGGAAUAAGUUAAUUUAAUGAGAAUUCUCUUCAGGUGUGUCUUGUUAAUAUCUAGUGCAGAAUACCCAGAAAAGGAAAAAGAAAAAAGAAGAAUUGCUGCUAAAAUCCAUUGAUCUACACACAGUUCUGAGUCCACGAGGUCUUCAGUAGAAAAACGCCCGCCCUCCACUGCUUCUCACCCGCCCCCCCACCUGGCGCUGGAGGCGCGAGGGGCGGAGGGAGACGGGCCCAUCGAGGAAAGUGCUCCGCCAGCCGCACCCCGCCACACAAGCAGCACAGGCCAAAGUAGAAACUUUUAUUUUUAAAGGAAAAUUGUAGUGUUUCAUUUGAAAGCAUACUGCUUUCAACUCAGCUCAAUGUACAGAUAGCCUGGCAACCUUUUUAUAACAUGUCUUUUGUGCUAUAAUUUGCAUUCUUAGCUCAGUCUUUAACAUAAUUACCAUUUCAAUUAAGUGAGCAGAGGAAGAGCGAGAGGGGAACAGGACAAUGCGAUGGGACUAAGUUUAAUACAGUUCUGGUUACCAGAGAAAGUUAACACCAUUCUCCUGUCGCCAUUCUUGCCCACCUCUCACUAUUACAGUCCAAAGACUUUGUAAGAUAACCUCUCUUCUCUGUGAUCUGAGACUUCUCUUCAUACUAUCAAACCUCUGUCGAGAAGCUGUGGGAACCCUACACUGCUCCUGGAUCUAACCCGCUGCGAGGACGCUUGCAGAGGGAUAACUGGAAAUAAACCAGUGGUUCAGAUGCGAUACCAGAUUCAGGCAUAACCGGAAGUGCUUUGUGCAUGUCCACUGCCAGGGGGUUCUUUAAAAAAUAAGGCUGAUUGCUGAGCACCUGCCCUCCUUGGGACAAACUUCAAUUUGGAACCACCUGUAUGUCCAUUUGUAGGAGAAAAUGGUCUAGGAUAUGGGCGGCAGUGAAACUCCUUUCUUUGUCCCAUUGAUCUGAACCUCAGAUUUCCUGGGGGUGCCUUGUAAGAUAUAAACUAACAGUAACUUUCAUAUAUCUUAUUAUUAAAUUUUUUUGCACGAUUGUUAAAAGAACUGUGGUUUUCAGAGUACAUGAAACCAGACUAUCUUAGUAAUCUUCAUUGUGGCAAACAAAGGCAAAAAGUUGACAGAAUCGAGAGUAUCUAACUAAUUUGAGUGUAGCCAACCCACUAUGCCAAACACCUCUGUUUAUAUAAUCUGUUCUAAACUAUGUAGUCAUUCUCCUGAGGCUUCCAGCGUGUGUGUGUGCAUGUGUGUGAGUAAGAGAGAGACAGAGAGCGAGCAGACAGCAGAUUUACAUUUGCAGAGUGGAGACCCAGACAAACUUACUCUAGAGGAUUCCCGAAUGCAAAGCAUUUCUCCAGAAUCAAUACUGCCAUAUCCCAAACUAAUUCCAGAUUAAUGUUGAGUGAGAAGUAAGCUCCCUAAGAUCUUACUAUGAAUGUUUUUUCUUAUAGAAUAAUACAAUAAAAGGUACAAUGCAGACUCUUUACUAAUUUGCUAUUAUAUUUAGUAACUAUACUUUUCAUGUGAGUGUGUCAUUGAGCUAUUUGUACCAAUUUUCAACCUAUCACCCUGAGAGGGGCCUUGAGAAUUUUUGUGUAUGUGUAUCUAGACCUGUAUUUGUGUGUAUUCAGGAAAAAAGUGAAUAGGAGAAGAAUGAGGCAAGGGAGAGGGUGGUUGGCAUGAAGAGGUGAGUGUCCCUCGAGCCCCUAUGUGUGUUAGGUGAAGCGGCUGCUGACCGAGGCCCUGGAGGAAGCGCCGCCGAUCGCAUUAUUCCACAAUAAGAGCCCGGCACUGUUAAAUUUAGGACCAUAUUUUUGAGAAACAGGAAAGCUUUAUCUUUUCCUGUGUCCAUUCCCUUUAGCAUCAGAGCCAUUUGACAUGAUGAAAACCAUUCAGUAAAACCACUACUGACCUUUGCAUUAAGUAGUUAUUUUCCUCUUCUAAAUAGUACCCUUGUUUUCAGCUUGACUACUUCCUUUUGUUUUCUGCCAAUUGGUGUAACGUUUCACAGAACAAUGCAUAGGUGCAUGCGAGUUGUUUCUCUCCCCUGAGCUGAAACAAACAGAGGCAACAAAAGAGACGACUCACAGAGGUUUAAGGUAGAGACUGAAUUUCCCACUUUUGUGGCACUGGUAACCUUUAGUAAGAGCUGUUUAGGGUGGAGCUUGGGUCUGUGAUAAUUUUUUUCUUUUUCUUUUUUUUUUUUUUUGCACUAAAUAUAACUGCACUGCAUUGCACUACUGAAAUGUAUUUACUUGUGCUGGGAGACAGUGUGUGAGGUAUGACAAAGAAAGAAACAAGUUAUGGAACUAGAAGUAUCACAGAAAUGGAGAGUUAUUUCCAUCGUGAUUGGUCUUAGCAGGGUUGGAGAAAAUCUGUGGAAUCUGCCAAUUCUUAAUGAGGCCUAGAAACUGCCAUGCUGACAGGAUCUGUUUCCUUAUUAUCAGGAAGCCGGGUUAGUGUAGUAAACAUAAGAUGUUAAAGAGAAGUUGGCCAAUGUUGCCUCCACCUGAACUCUCAGUAAGAGCCGCGGUGGUAAGGAAGCCAGCUGCGGAGGUGCGAAAACCUUCGCUUUGGCUUGCCCACCAGACCCCUUGCUGAUGAUGCACAUUCCAGUGUGGCAGAGGGCGGUGGUAAUGUCCCCCUUUCAAAAAAUAAACCAAGCCUGUAAUGGUGUUCACAUUGGAGAGACCCCUUCAGCCUGAGCAUACUUUCCAUGCAUGGGGAAAACCUAGAUCAAGCUAACCAAAGAGGAAGGCUAUGCAUGUGGUCAAAAUCCUUCAAGAUGACAGUAAGGGAAGAGUGCAAUAAACACGGAAAACCAGUGAGGUGAAAAGCUUAUUUUGAAACAUGCUAGGCCAACUUUGAAAUUGGAGGAAGGGUUGGAGGAUUGAACAGAACCUACUUACCAGCUGCUCUGGUGUAGACUGUCCUCUAUGAAGUAGAAGACCUCCACAGUGCCUAAAAGUUUAAUCUGAAGUUGUUGGUUUUUUCAAUUUUUAAUUGGAUUUAUUUUUAUUGCCUUGUUUAAUCUUAGAAAUAAUUAGAGUUUAUGGCUCUGUAGUGUCUAUUAACAAAAGAAUCUUACAUCACAAGAAAAGCAAUCGGUUGUAUAGGGAAUAAUAACACAAGGGGGAAGAUGCUGAAGACUCUUCCAGAAUCCAAGGUGACAGCCGUGCAGAUUCCAGCUCAGUAGGAAAGGAUCGCACCCCAUUUAAACAGCUAAUUUGGGAUUUCUCUGAACACUGUCACAUGUGCAGGUAUCAAUUUGGAAAACACUCAGUGGAGGCCUCUUUACUAAGUUUAUAAUGUUGAUGCCUAUCUCUUCCUCUCUCCUCCUUAAAAAUCCAUCCAAGUCUACUGUCGCAAGGUAAAAAAAAAAAUUUAAGGAAGCUCUCAGCCUUGCUAGUUAGGAAAACUUCAUUUAGAGCUUUCAGAACUAACAUAACCAAUCCCUUAAACAUUCAAAGCAUUAGCUCCAUUUUAAAUAAGAAACUCUAAAUUCAGAGCUCUUAACAGGUACUUAGAGAUGUGCAUUGGGUGGGCACCAAACAGGUACUGACCACAGCAAACCAAAGUUAUAGAAAGAAAUAAUUGACCAUGUACACAAUGUACUCACAUUGAUUGUCCUAGGACACUUCUCUGGAGACUUUGGGAAAACAACUUCCUCCUUGAAACUUGCAUACCCACUGCAGUUUUUUCACCAAAGAUUUGAAUCUCUAGAGCCUGACCUCCUCUCUCCCAGACAAAAGUAAUGCAGCGAGCUCAAGAGAUGCGCCUUGGUGGUCAAGGGUGACGCUCUGCUUUUCAUUCAGUUUAUAGUGACAUUUACAGGAGGUUUGUUAUUAGAGGAGCUACUGAACUGUCUUUAAGACUUAGGGUUUGGUCAGAGGUUGAAAAAAAUGGGAAAAUAAUAAACAGCAGUACUACUUGACACUGUAAUCUAGUGAAAAUAGAGUCAUGACCUGGACGCUGAUGGAGAAAAAGCAACUUCCAUGGAAGAGAGUGAGCCAAGUCAUUUCAGAACCAAACAAGGGUCGUUAGUGAGGCACGGGGCCACAGAGACCCAGAGCACACCAGUGUUCCUCACGGCCAGUGCGGAGUCAGAGAGCUGGCCAAUGAAUUCAAGUGUUAAAAAAGCCAGUCUGGGUUUCAUUGUGGUUGUGAGAGUGGUUAAAAUGUCUAUGCCCGUGACAAGAAAAAUGCUGAGGCUGAUCUAUUGUGAUAGUGCCUUUCUUGUUGUAGUGAGUACUAUAUUACUAAUGUGUUCAGUUAUGCUUUUCUGGAUCAUUGCUCCCAGUCUUCUGAGGAGGUCUGAAGGGAUAGUGUUCUCUUAGGGUGAAGGGAUAGGAGAUUGCUCCUGGAAUGCUGUGAUUUGAUGAUAUUUGCACUAGAUUCUAAACUCUACUUUAAACUGGAGCAACUGAAUGAGAGAAAAACCAAGGAUGGUUUGAGGUUAGAAGAAACCAAAAACAGUGUUUUCUGACUGAUGCCAUUUCUUUUUCCUCUUCCAUUUUUUUUCCUGAAAGAAAAACUUUAUACUUGUUGAUCAACCAAGUUCAACUCUUACCCAUUCUUGUCCUUCAUAUUCUUUUCCCCACACUGAAAUGUCAGUAUGAACCAACCAUCAGGUAGGAAAGGCUAAUGUAAAGAGCCUCUGUCAGUACAACUUUGCAUCUCUCUUCUGCCUCAUCAGGGGCCUGGAACGUGGGGGCAGGGAACCUCCAGAGGCACGUAGCCCUCCGGAGCGUCAGUGAGCCUGGAUAGCAUAUGGAGAGCUGAACUGACACAUACUUUCUUAGAGGACAUUGGGGCCUGUAGCAAAUCCUAAAGGAUGCCCAGAACAAGAAAGAAAACAAUUAUUGAAAACAAAGGGAGGCGAAGAUGGCACCUGAAGUUUGCCUGUUGCAACUUUCUCUACUCUUUCCCACCUCACCACCAUGUCCUAUCAGAAUUAUAUUUCAUCUCAUAUAUUUUAUGUCAACAGAAAAAUUAUUUGGUUCCUUGGUUUCUUUCUUCACCAGUGGGCUGGGAACUCCUCCAAAAUUAAAAACAGAUACCAUCAGCUGCUCCCCUGUGGCCAAACUGUUUCUCAAAUGCUGUCCAUCUGGUCUUGACCGGUCAACUAAGAUAACUUGGAAGCUUUGGCCGGCUCGACCACCUGUCCACUUUAUUUUUGCUUAGUUUCCAUUUCCAUUUGAAUUUCAAGUGAUCCUAUGGAAGGUGGAAAUCAUGGGUAAGGCUUGAAGGCUGCAGUUUUAGGGCAUAGCUUAUCAGGAGUCUGUAUGAUCCAAAAUACAUUUUUCUACACCUAUUUUCAGUUUAAUCUGUUGCCCUGAUUAUAAUUUCUAUAUAUUUGUGGUUAUUUUUAUAAGACUAGAGUCCACUUGCUAUGUCUAUUUGAGUACUUUUUUCUAUUUUCCCCGUGUGGAUGCAGUACCAACCUGUUCAUGAAAUAUUAUUAUAUUAUUCAUAUGUAAUUCUACUGUAGACCAAAAAUAUAAAAACAAAUUUGUUCAUUUUAGAGAUGUCAAGAACUAGUGAGUUAAAGAUUCAGAGUUGAAGGAAAAGACAGAAAAGCAGUGGUUAAGUAUGUCGAGUUAGAAAUCUAAGAGUAGCCUUACCCGUUUUUUAACCAGUGCUUGCCAGUCACACCAUAGUUAAGAUUGUAUAGUCUUGGCCCCUUCAUUCUUGUGCUCUGUAAUUCUUGUUUGUUUGUUUGUUUUUCUUUUAUGUAAUUGAGGUUGCACAUCAUGCUAUUUUAGGAAAUGCCUGAUUUUAUUAUAUUGUACUUUUAUCAGUCAUUUUCUUUAGAAGGAUGGGAGGGUUUAUUUGUUCUUUUAAUUUAAAAUUUGUUGAAUGCACUGGAAAUAAAAUUGGACACAUUUCACUGUUUCAAAAAUCAGAAACAAAACAAAACAAAAACCACAAAGAAAAAACCAGCAAUCCAAUAAGCGACAGGGAAAAAAGCUAUGAAAAAAAAUCAACUUGUACCGAAUACACAUACAACAUAUAUCCCACACAAAAGAAAAAUAUCAUCGAAUAAGAAAAAUGUAUCAUUUAAACUACAAUGCUGAAAAUAGAAAAGAAACCUGGGUUCAAUGGGGAAGAUUUCUCUCAAGGAGCAUUUCUUUGAGAUCUGAGAGCCUGCCAUUGUCCCAGUUAAUGAUGCCCAAUCCAGGUGAAUGUGGGACAGGCAACUGUGGAAGAAGUCACCCCGACCUUCCUCAUCCACCGUGGCUCUCCAUCACUUUGUAUCCCAUGCCUAAGCUCCAUUUUGAGAGGAAAAAAAAACACACACUGCGAUUGAGAAAGUGGCUUGUAUAGAGGUAUGUGUGCUGCACACCCGGACAGAGCUUAGUGCUCGGCCCACGUACUGCCUCACAGGAUUCUCUUCUCUGUGAUUUGCAGCGGAUGGGCCGGCAGCGUGGGAGGCUGUCAAUGACGCGUACGUCGUCAGCCGUGGCUGAACAGCCUCCUGACUCCAACCUGCUCUGGCCUCUUCAGCGGCCCCAGAUACCAGCACAGCCGGUGCGCCCCUGCACGGGCGCAGGAAAUGCAAAGGCAGAGAUAGUUUUCCUAGCCAACCGGGCAGGCUCAUUUGCUCAGUGUUUGCUGGGUUUUUCUGGUUUGGUUUUGUUUCAGAGUAGGGGUGGAAGUGGAUGUAACUUUACAAUCUUAAUGCAGUAAUUGUUUUGCAUCUUCCAUGUUUUAUGCAAAAACAGACAUUUAAAUCAAUAAAUAAUUGUGCCCUAGACUGAAAUUAAUGUUUAGGAGAGGAAAAAAAUUGUUGGAAUUUUUUCUACAUUUUUUUGUGAAGAAUCUUUUUUGGAAAGGAAGGAUACAUAUUUUUGUUGUGUAAUAUUUUCUAUUUUUGAAUGCAUUUUAUUGGUACAAGACUGUUUUUUUGGUGAAGACAUUAUUUAAAAAAGAAAAAAAAGAAAAAAACUAAUCGAAAAGUUUGCCCUUAAGGAUAUGCUGCAGUUUUGAGGUUAAAAAAAAAUAACUGAUUCAAGAUGCGUGUUUAAAGUUGGGAUUAUAUUGUUGUUUUUUGUAAUUGUUACAAGAAGAAGUUUGUACCCACUGCUGUUUAUUUUGUUUCAGAUGAGUAAGUAAAGGGAUUGUUCUUGUUUUAUUCUUUUUUUAGAGAAAAAAAUGCUAUUUAUGAAAUGUCAAAAACACUGGACUGUGAGUUUAAGUGUGGAAGCAUUUUACCACCCUGUGUCUUCGACCAAUUAUGGGAACCCCUUUUCUCUUCCUCCCACCUUAGCCUUGCCAAAUGAGAAAAAAUAUAUAUAACAGCAGUCAGAUGAUGGAAGCCACUGAAGCCCUGCUUUAAUUGUUAUGGUUUGAGGAAGUCAGAAAACCAAAGUUAAAUUUGUUUCAGAAAUCCCACUGUCCGCAGCCCUUUUUGUACGACACAGCCAGUUGACUCUGCCUCUCCGUCUUGGACCAGUGCCUUCGAAGGACUGGGGCCAACUCUGGUGCAGAGAGAGAGGCUAAAAGGUGGUGAGCCUGGAAGUUGAGGCCUUGCGAAGCAAAUGUGAGUGAGACUUCAACCUCUCGGUGGGCAACCACGCCUCACCAUCCUGUAGCGAGGCUGCCCAGAGCACGCUGCUUACGGCGCCUGAGGAGAGAGCUUCUCCUAGCUUCUGACAGUGUCCUGUUAACCAUCGCUCUCCAACAGGGCUUUGCCUCUGUCUGCAGCCCACAAGCCUUGGACGGGAUAGGGGCGGAGGGAUUCAGCGGAAAGGAAUGGCUGUGCGAGCUGUGAAGGCGCGCCCUGCCCAGGGCGAGGUAGUGCAAGGGCGCCGGCCUCCUCUUUGAUCCUGUACAUUGUCCAUCCACUCACUGUGAAGACGGAGAGGCAGAGUGCCCUGAGGCUGUUCAAUAGCUUUUCCAUAUUUUUUCAACAUUGAAAAAAUAAUGUUUAAAAACUGUGAUUUAAAAAAAAAAAAGUCAUUUGGCUGGAGGGAAGGGAAAGGGGAAGCACCAAAAGCUGUAACAUGAUUAACUGGAGAUAUUUAACUGGGGGCACUUUCUAGACCAAGACAAAUGAAUUCCGUUCUGGACCCUAAAGCAGCCAAAUCUUGAGACUGUCAAUGAUAGAAAGCUGAAGAGAAGCCUCCAUUUCCUCCUUACUUCUUUCUUCUCUCUGUCUCAAAAUUCUCUCGCUCUCCUUUUUCUACUUCCUCUGGACUGCUGCCCCAGUGGCCCCUGGACUCCCGUUUCGUGUGUGUGCACAUGCGCACACACCCACACCAACUUGCAAAACAUCAUUUUCUGGGACCGAAUAAAAUCAUGUGCCUUCAUUUUUUCCUUUUAUAGUUAGGUGAACCUUUUCGUUUUUACAGUGUAUUAAAAAAAAAAUAGGGGAGGUUGGAGUGUUGGAGGAGGACUUGGGCAUCAUUUGAGAAGUAAUUUUUGUGUAGCGCAUUCCCCCUAAACAUUGAACACAAACAUUUCAACCCCUUCGUGACAUUCUGGACAUUUAGAACAUCACGUAACUAGAUACAUAACAGCCUAAACCUAUUUAACCUUAAAGCAAUUCCUGAAAAUUCUAUUUCAUAGACUUCUUUGAUUUUUAUCGAAAAUGAGGUGAGCAAUGGCAAGCAGCCUUGCUCCCCCCGAUCUGGUGCUUUUGCAUGUGGAGUGGGGUGGAGGUGGGACGCAUUCCCACAGGUCUCCGGUGCUGAAGGGCCUCGAGUUCCUUUUAAAGACGGCAUUUGGCACACUUUAGGUACACACAGAUAAAUGGUAUCGCAUGCAAUACUUUAAUGGAGCAAUGGGAGAGGCUCUUUGAAAUGGGGUUUUGCAUCUUUUUGUAACAUUUUGAUUUCUCUGGUGCCUUAUUCCUAAUCAGUGCUGGCACUCACGUACCCACAGGGAACUGACAGGGAAGUCAGCCUCGGGAGAGGAGACACAUGGGCGAUGCUUGAACGUGCGGGCACAGGGGCAGGUUGGCAUCAGUUGGUGGGGAGGAGACGAGAUGGCAUCCCUUAGCUGGAGCCAAGCAGGAACUGCACAAAUCCAUACAAAGUUGACAAUUCCAACCUGUAAACGCACCGCAAACUCAUCCUUCCUCAUCUGAGCUUUCCUUCCUUCCUUCCUCUUCUAUCUCCGCCUUCUCCUAAAGGUGCUGCUGCUGCUGCUGCUGCUAAGGUGCCCGGAGUCCAGAAUGCCCAGUAAUCACUCAGGCACGAGCCUGGCACUGCCACGUCAGCCCCUGGCAUGACCAAACCCAGGUUUCUCUUGCUUGGGGCUGAGAACCGUCAGAUUUUUCUUAUCAAAAGUGUUUUCCAAGGAAUCAGUGGAUUACAGCUAUUCUGCAUUGAAAAUGCACUUUAAAAAAUGAAUAGAAGCUCCAUACUGUUUAAAACGGGCAGAGGGAGCAGGGGAAAGAGAAACACGUGCUAGUGUCUGAACCCAGUUCAAUUUAUCUCCAGUUGAAACAAUAUACACUAUAUUAUGUAUAAAUGUAUACACACCUCUUAUAUAUAUCCACAUAUAUAGUGUAUAUAUUAUACAUGUAAAGGUGUGUAUAGGUGCAUAUAUACACACGUGCACACAAGACCAGAUGCUCAUACAAACCCAGAUGCUACACAAACAGCAGCAGCGGAAACAAGGUUGGACUCUUGCAACAGAUCACAAAAAAUAAAAACAGCUACUUGCAGUGACUUCGGUCAUUUCUGUGUAUUCAUUCACCAGGAAUGGAUUGUAACAGAUUAAAAAAGGAACAGUGUUAGUGAAAGAGGAAAAGUGGGCGAAACCAUCUUGAUCCAAUGGCAAUGCAGUAAUGUUCUAUACCAUUUCGUCUUACUUCCUUUAGUUGUGUUGAUUUGAUUUGAGUUUUUGGCUAUUAAAUAAAUUUUUAAACUCAAUGACCCACAACAAGCUGAGUAAAACAACUACAGUGAAAGCCCUUUUCAAUGGAAGAUGUCAGUAAUCUCAAAACCCUUGGCCUGGCUCAGAACUACCAUGUGCAAAUCAAUACUCUCUUAAUGUUUGAAAUAAAAACUGAAAAAAAAAAAAACUUUUUUGAAGCACCUUAAUGUGGCCA